AUGUUGUCUCUUUAUGAGAUGCUUGAUUCUGGUGGGGGAAUACCCGAUGCUGAUGACUCGCGACCGACUAGCGUUUCGAAGAGGAGCAAGAAGGCCUGUACCCAGUGUCGCCAGCAGAAGGCGCGCUGCGACGCGUACCAAAAGCAGCCUUGUUCGCGCUGUGAGAAGCUAGGAAUCGAGUGUGUGAAGUACGAGAGGUUGGAGAAGGAAACUGAUGAGUUGAGAAAGCAGCUCAACGCCCACACAGCCAGCCUACACCAGAUCCGCGAAUCCGCUACUACAAUGAUGCCCAGGCCCAAUCCCGCGGACAACGUCAAGCGCAAUAAAGCAACCGGUGUCUGCAUUGAUGCGAACGAUGCGGAGAUUAGUUGCUCUAACGGAGCUGAGAGUCUGCAGCUGCUGUUUCAAGACAUCGCUUCCGACGGGCUACCUCACCUCACUGCCGCUACGUCUGAGAGUCCUAGCUCUAACGGGUCGAAGCUUCCAGAGAUGGUGCCGGGAUCCAUCUACAAGAACACAGCCAGUGGGCAGACACGUCUCCAGCCAUUGCAGCCGCCCGUCGGCAUGGGACCCGUCGUGUCGAAGAAGAAGAACCUUGCCAUGGCUGGAGUUGACCCGGAUCGCACGCUACCGCGCACCCUAGGCGGCGUCACUCUGAGUGGCGAUGAGAUAGACGAGAUAUUUAAUAUUUUCUAUCGCCAAUAUGUUGUGUUCAUGCCAUGCCUUGACACCGAAAGCUCCCCUAACCUCACCUAUGAACAGUCAGACUUCCUCUUCUGGACUAUAAUCGGCACUGCCUCUAGGACAUGCGCCAAGAAUCCGACAAUCUUUCCAGCCCUUGCCAAGCAUAUAAUCAGCAUGGCAUUUCUCUCGCCGCUGUCGGAGAGUGGAGCCUGGAACAUCGUGCAGGGGUUGCUCCUGGUACUGAACUGGCCAUUCCCCAAGGCCGACGGUGGAGUCGACAUCAUCUUCCCACUAACUGGUCUACUCCUGCACGUGGCGAUGAUGUACGGUAUGCACAACCCAGUCUCUAGCCACGAAUUUUUCAAGACCAAGCAGCCCAUGCCCCAGGUGGCGGACAUAAGUCGUCGUUCAGAGCUAUGGGCUUACACCGUCAUCACUUACCAACGUGCGUGCUUGAUGAAAGGGCAGCCUCCUCGUACUCUACCUGACAUGGCGCACGACGUCAACCAACGCAAGACGCUAUACCAGAACAUGUCGCCCCAUGUCCGGACCCGCAUGAAAGCACAGGAGAUUGUCACUCAGUGUGGCGCGGCGGUGAAUGAAUACGGGGUUCUUACCCUGAGUGCGGCGGACGAAGGAGGAUUGGACUUGCUUCUGAAAGCAUAUGAGCAGCGUGUCAAUGAUCUACAUAUCGAUGCGACAACUUGGAUGGCCCGAUUUGACAUUCUUGUUGCUUGCCUCAGCAUCCAAGGAAUGCACUUUCUAAAGAAUCAUACCCUCUACGCGGAUAAUCGCCUCCGGAAGCUAGAAGCCGCGGCAUGUGCGGUAAUCGAUGCGGUUGCAGACAUGGCUCGCGAACUGCAAUCUCUUGCCGUCUGCCCAUCACAGGGUUGGUUCGGGCUCCUCCUUGCAGGAUCUAUACUAUUGCGCAUAAUCAAAGGACAUGAUACAGACAUUGUCGACUUUGCUAAAGCUCGAAAUUACUUUAUGAAGUCUCUCAACCUUGCCAAGCUCAUGAUUGUCGACAACGCCGACAUGCCAACAAAGGUUGUCACUGUAUUGAGUCACCUGUAUAACAGCACCAAGGCCUUUCGCAAGGCUGAUGGUAGCGUCAUGAUCAACCUGCGAAUCCGCAGCCGCCUGGCUUUGUGCCCCAUCAUUGAUGCCAUGUGGUGGUUCAAGGAUGAGUUUGAACCACCAUUACCAACCACGGAGGAGAACACCGAGAAACCGCCUACUGGCCCCGAGGGUUCUGCCAACCACCUCUACGACGAUGGCUUUUGGACGGACCUGGAGUGGGCCCUCAAUAUCCCCGAAUGA
Messenger RNA from Aspergillus nidulans FGSC A4, 2004 nucleotides. RefSeq lists its product as uncharacterized. Gene Ontology annotation, cellular component: nucleus. The transcript is spliced from 7 exons. The record is from RefSeq and is a predicted model, not a curated record. The coding region runs from base 1 to 2004 and encodes 667 amino acids. Gene Ontology annotation, biological process: regulation of DNA-templated transcription; regulation of transcription by RNA polymerase II; DNA-templated transcription. Lineage: Eukaryota; Fungi; Ascomycota; Eurotiomycetes; Eurotiales; Aspergillaceae. Gene Ontology annotation, molecular function: zinc ion binding; DNA-binding transcription factor activity, RNA polymerase II-specific; DNA binding.